GUCCUUUCAAUCGAUAGCUGGGCUUCCGGCGUAUCAGGAACCAUGCCGAAAGUUUCCAAGGAGGCGAUGUUGGAUUUUCUGCAAUCUGGCGUUGGGUGCCUAUUGCUCAUUUUUUGGAUGUGAUGGCACUGCUGGGAGUGCAAGCUCUCCUAGAUCAGAAUGAUGCAGAACGACAGCACGCGGGAGCUGUUAAAGGACACCAAAGCGGUUCCACAUGCAGGCCAAAGAUUGAUCGAGCUGCAGAGAGCUGGGUGGGCUCCGCUGGGCUUCGAUGCGGACGUGGGCUGCAAGGCCUUGGACGAAAUUGAUUGUACAAAAGAAGGAAACAAAGAUCUCCUGGCAGCGCGCCAAGAGUUCAUGUUCACAGCCAUGAGAACGUAUCUGCAAGCCUUGAAGGACCGCAGGCCAGGGAGCCUCGAGAAGAAGAGGCCACUGCCAAGAGCAGUCAUCCUUGAGUUCUUUGACGCUUGCAACACCAGGAUGGAUCUGCCCGAAACCAGGGAGACCCUCCUGACGUACCUCGCCCAGCAUGGCAAAGUGCCGAAUGAGGUGAUCAUUAAGUUCCAGACUGACCUUCUUGAGGACCUGGGCUUCGAGAAGGAUCAUGGCUGCGCUAUGCUGUCGAGAAUUACGCAGGACUUUCCGAAGGACCCGGAGAUAGCGCAAAAGAUGCAGGUUUGGAUGAAGAAGGCAUCGCAGACCUGUAUGAGCGCCGUCAAGGCUCACCAGGAAGGGGGUGGUCAAUUGCCGCAGACACCCAUGAUGCCCAUGGUAGACAAGGAACUCACGGAAGAGAUGCAGCGCUUCAUCGCAGAGGCGAGAGAAAGCGUGGCCAAGAUGUCCGUCGAGGAGAAGAAGAGCUUCAUGAACGAGAAAACCUUCAAAAAGAUGCAGGUUUUCCAGAAUCUUCCUCCGGAGGGCAGGGUAGGAUAUGUGAAGCGCCUGGGGGAUGACGAGAAGGUGGAGUUCAUGAAGACGCAGAUGAUUGCCGUGGAGCUGAUGAGAAAAGAGUGGGAGGCGGGUCAGCCAGGUGGACCUUCCUGUACGAAGGAGGCGAUGCAGGGUCCGGCCGCGGCUCCCAGCCAGGAGCAGAUGAUGUGAAGAGAACCCCCGCGGUUGAAUGGACCGCGGCUGC
Molecule: messenger RNA, 1135 nt
Organism: Effrenium voratum
Lineage: Eukaryota; Dinophyceae; Suessiales; Symbiodiniaceae
Source: the annotation of a GenBank genome assembly